UUCGCAACUCGUAAGUUAUUUUUCAUCAAAAUAAACCGUAACCCGAUUUAUUGGGUUAUUUUCUAUUUCGGGAAAGGAAACAAAAUGGAGUGCAUGCAUUGAUGAUGUCAGUGCUGAGUUUAAUACCUGAAGACAAGAAGAAAGAGCAAAGAAAGGAGUCGCUUGAGAGCGUGUACAGCAGUAACUCCAGAUUAAAUCUGCUAAAUAAACGCAAGAGAUUGAACCCGCUCAUAGAGGCAAUGUCUAACCAGUCACUGAACGGCCGCGCCGACAGAUAUGUCACUCAGAGGGUGCUGUCAGCGAAGACGCAUAGGGUGAAGCAACUGCAGAAUCAAUUGGCAGACGCUCACUACCACUUGCAAGAGCUUAGCAACGAGAAUCGUGUACUACGGGCAUUACAAAAGAAACAAGAAAUCGCUCUACAAAGGUAUGAGAACUCAAAUGCGGAACUGCCUCAAGUUCUGAACUCUCACAAUGAAGAGAUGAGAGUACAACAGAGCAAGUAUAAACAACUGAAACAGCAGUUCAAAGAAGUAACCCAGAAGCUGAAAGAACGGGACAUGCAACUGCAGCAUUUAAAAGAUGAACACCAGCAUUUACUUGAAUUGAGUAAAGAUAGAAAUCUUCUAGAACGUGAAAAACUUCAAGCCCAAGUAGCAGAUCUGACGCUUAAAGUUCAAAGUCAAAAUGAAACUAUUAGUAUGCUACAACGUCGGAUUGCACUCGAAGCGAAGAAUUUCAAACAUCAGCUUCAAAAUGAAAUUAACAAACACAAAGACACAAGACAUGAUCUGGACCUUGCUAUCAGUAAUGCUGAUAAAUUAUCCACUAUUAUAGAGAUGAAAGAGAAGAUGCUUAGUACAGCUGUGAGUCGCUCAGCUAAGUCUCCAACAAAAUCGUCAUCCACUAUGAAUAUUACUCGUCCAAUCAGUAAAACUAAAACAAAUCAAGAGAGUUUUAAAGCGGACGAUAGAAAUAACGAACAAACAUUAUUAGCAAAGCUUUGUGAGAAUUCGCGGAAUAUUAACAGCGCUUUAUCUCACGAUGAAGAUACAUCCUCCUCUACGGAACCUCGUUCCCGUUAUGUUACAAGUAGAACAAAUUCAACAAUUAGUCGAUCUGCUUCGAAUCAAACAAGAAAGAGUUCUAAAGGGUCAUCCGAUGAAAUGAUUGAAUUAGCGAAAACUGUGCAAGAUGGUAUGGCAGAUUUAGCAAUUUUUGAUGAAGAUUUACAUUACAAAAACUCUUCACCAGAAGAUAUGCAGAAGAAAAUGGAAUUUAUGAAAGCUGAUCUUCUUAAUAAAAUAAAAAAUAACGAGGAACCAACGUUGAGGAAAACAAGUAUUAGAAGGGGUUCUACAGAGGAGUCUAUUGAAGAACAAGUUGAAAAGGUCAAUGAUGAUGAUGAGCGUCCCAAGUCAAGAGGGAGAAGAAAUUCCAAUAUUUCUUUUUUCGAUGAUCUUACAGUUGAAGAAACAGCUGGUACGGUUACUAUUAAUCAAGACAAUAAUGAAAUGGAUGUUUUUAAACUAAAACGUGAGAAUAGUUCUCUAGAAAGAAAAUUGUCAGGGAAGCCUAUGGAAAAAUAUUGUAAAGAUAUAAUUCAAGAUAUAGAAAAGAGUAGUAAAGUUAUAGAUAGACAUAUGAAACAGUUUAAUAAUACCAAAUUGGAGAGUGACAAACUUGUACAGCAACUGCAGGCUGUAGAUAAAAUAAAUGAAUUUGUUAACUCCCAAGGUGAUAUUCCUGAAGAGGCUUUAAAGGAAUUAAAUAAUAAUUUCAAAAUUAUAUCAGAUCAAGUGCCUGUACCAAGAAAGAGAUCUAUAUCUGGAAGGAGGAGUUCAAGAGAAUCUAGGACUAAUUUAAUGGGGGAUGCCAGUAUGAGUAAUCAGGAUUUAUUAAAUGAUUUGCUAGGAAAGAAAUGAUGAAUGUUUAACAUCCUCUAUAUGGAAUUUUAUCAUGCAUAUCUGCAUCACAUAUUUCAUCAUAUCAUCUGCAUAUUUGUUUAAACGUGAAGUCAAUACUUACUAUGAUAAUAGUUUCUAUCUACAUUACGAUAUGUACAUAUCUUAAAGUAGUAUAUUCUCUCUAUAUAUCUAUAUGAUGAGCUACUGUAUCAUAAAAUACACUUGAUGUUUAAAUAUUCUGCUCAUUAAGAUUUUCCUACUGAUAUGGCCAUAUUCAAUGAAAUAUAGAUGAAUGAAUGAAAUGAAUGACCCUUCUUGGAUUAGAUAGGACCUUAUUAAUGUAUUUAUAAUAAUAAUAGGGACCAAUUUUAUUUAUUUUGUAUGUUUGUUUGUAAUGGUGGUGAUUUUCUCUAUCAUCUGUACGGUUACAUGAAAAUAUUUCAAUCAGUAAUCUAGUACCCAUACUACGAUCUCUGCUUAGUUUCGAACUAGAUGGCGUAGUGUGUGUAUUAAUUUAUUUAUUACUAUUUAUUUCUUUGGCAACGUUAUGUCUAAAUAUAUCGUCGGUUAAACAGAAAAAUUG
This is a messenger RNA of Achroia grisella, 2490 nucleotides long. Its product is annotated as lebercilin. The coding region runs from base 102 to 1925 and encodes 607 amino acids. Lineage: Eukaryota; Metazoa; Arthropoda; Insecta; Lepidoptera; Pyralidae. The record is from RefSeq and is a predicted model, not a curated record. Gene Ontology annotation, biological process: intraciliary transport. Gene Ontology annotation, cellular component: axoneme. The transcript is spliced from 7 exons.